Messenger RNA from Penaeus chinensis, 2913 nucleotides. Its product is annotated as corticotropin-releasing factor-binding protein-like. Bases 101 to 1075 code for a protein of 324 amino acids. The transcript has 8 exons. Gene Ontology annotation, biological process: negative regulation of corticotropin-releasing hormone receptor activity; hormone-mediated signaling pathway; negative regulation of corticotropin secretion. NCBI's taxonomy places the organism in Eukaryota, Metazoa, Arthropoda, Malacostraca, Decapoda, Penaeidae. Gene Ontology annotation, molecular function: corticotropin-releasing hormone binding. The record is from RefSeq and is a predicted model, not a curated record.
GUCACUAGCUCAACAGGUCUUCCCGGGAGAGUUCUCAGUACGGUCACAGCCAGGUCACAGGUUAAUCAGCGGACCACAGGUUAGAGUCGAGAAGAUCGCGAUGACUACGAUCAGCCAGGAUGGAGUGAAGGCGGCUAGAACGUGCAGCGUGAUUUUUGUGGCUCUGGUGGCUGUCGGCUUGCUUUGCUCCGCUCACGCUUCUCCUCUCACGAAGGCUGGCUCCCAGAGGCUCGACAUCACCGCAGCAUCCCGGACCAAGAGGAACUCCAGGAUAAUUGAAGAGUGCAUGCUGGUGGGCCUGGAGGAGGGCACCUACUUCUACAAGAGCCGCGGCACCGGUGAUGUCUGCGGCGUCUACCUCAUCAGUCAGCCCGACGAGGCCAUCCAGGUGUCCUUCGAUUACCUCGAUGUCGACUGCGACGUCAACGGCCUCGUCAGCUUCGUGGACGGCUGGGAGCUGGGCGGCGAGCUGUUCCCGAGCGAGGUGGACGCGCCUCUGGAGGGCCGCGUGCACGAGUUCUGCGGGAGGCUGAAGAAGAAGGUGUUCCAGAGCUCAGGGAACGCGGCCCUGAUCCAGUACCGGGUGCCGAGGAGGGGCAACGGCUUCAAGAUCACCGUGAGAUAUACCAAGAAUCCCACACCCUGCAACAUCCUGGUCGACGACGUGUCCGGCCUGUACACCCUGAGGAACCACGGGCGUCGCUCCAACUGCUCCAUCACCACCAUCUUCCCGGCGUCCGUGUCCAUCGCCCAGAUCGCCGUCGGGAUUAAGGGCUCCCUGGUGCCGAACAGGGCCAUCGAGACGGGUGUGCUCAGUAGGUGUGAGAAGCGCGGGUCGAGGGACUUCGUGCAGAUCGGAGGCGCCCAGGGGUUGGACGUCACCAAGCUGGAGGUUGAAGACUCGGUGUGCGGACUUGACUCCAACCCUCGUCUGCCAGCGUCGCAUAUCCUCUGCGGCAUGACCACCGUCCGCAUGGUUUCUUCAGGACUAACUGACAACUCCAUCACUCUUGCCAUCUCGCAGAUCUCCGAUUUUGAUAUCAUGCCAACGCUGAUGUGUGACUUACCUCUGUAAGCUUGUGAGUCGCCCUCCCACAGAGGUCCAGCAGAAGACAUCCGACCAGAAGCUCUGUCUCUAUCCCCUCUCCUCUCAUCUCCUCGCCAAAAAGAUGCUCGUCCAAUCGUCCAUCUAUCCACCUGUCCACUCGUCCACUCGUCCACUCGUCCCUCUGAGAAAAGGAAAUUUGAUUGGGAUGAUUUUCGUUCGUUCGUUCAGAGUUGGAUAUUUUUAAAAAAUUGACUUCUUCGGUUUUUUUCUUGUUUUUUUUCAUGUUUUUAUGGGGGGUUUGUGUUUGUUUAUUUAUUUAUUUAUUUAUUUAUGUGUUGUUUUCUAGGUUGAGAGGUUUACUGUUCUAUUUUUUUUUCUUUUUUUCUUUUUCUUUUUAAUUGGGUUAUUAUCGUUUGUGUUUGUGAUUCCCUCUUUCGCUGUGUGAAAGGUGCAAGUGAAAAUAAACAGUUCUGACAAAGCAGCAGAUGUAAUUUAUGGAAUGCUGAUGAAGAUGUGACUCAAACCGCAUCAUUUUACGUCUGUUGUGUGGAGAAGUUACUUAUUCUAAUUUUUAUACUUUGUACAUUAAAGAAAUGUCAUUAUCGUAACCUCAAUUGUUGAACGUUUGUCUCUUUCUGUGUCUUUCUGUCUUAUCUUAUCCUGGUCCGUUUGAUUUCCUGUCUCUCUCUUUUCUUCUUUUGUUUCAUCAUACCUUUUAUCUAUUUCAUACUGUUAUUAUUUGUUAUCACUUGCUUCUUAAUUCCUUUGUUUUGUAAAUCAGACAGGAGACCUUAUCUCAGAUCCUUGAAUAGUCUCUCUCUCUCUCUCUCUCUCUCUCUCUCUCUCUCUCUCUCUCUCUCUCUCUCUCUCUCUCUCUCUCUCUCUCUCUCUCUCUCUCUCCCUCUCUCUUUCUCUCUCUCUCUCUCUCUCUCUCUUUCUGAACCGGUCACAAAGACGCUUGAAGGAAGAAUAAAUACAAAUAAACGAGUCAGCAGGAAAAUGGCUACACAAAACCACUACCAAUGACAAGCAACAGCCAGCUUAUCGGGAAAGAAAAGACCAGCAAAUUGGACCUCCCUUCCCCCUCUCCUCCAUCCCCUUCCCUCUCUGUAUUGCUUAUUGCACUUUGAUUUUAUAGUUUAGGGGCCGAACAAAGAGAGAGAAACUGAAAAAGAUAAAUGAUUAAUAAGGUAUUUUGAAGAUUAGUUCAGCGACUGUGAUCGCCUGGGAUAUCUCGACCCUCGACAAUCAGUGACAUGGGAUUCAACCCUAUAAAAUGGCGAAUCAGAUGUCCCGGAUGAAGGUUUUGAUUCGCCUCGUCCGUAGGUUUUAUUCCAGUGGUCCGUUUCAUUCCCCUAUGGCUCUGUCCAAAAUUUCGGUUGGAGAAAACGAGGAAAAAGAAGCUGAGAAAUAUGUAUAGUUAUUUAUUUACUUAUUACCAUUACUAUUUGUUGGGGUUAGAACACCGUUCUUUCAGUAAACAGUACUGGAAAAUAUUUACAGAACGGCCAACGAGUUUAGGAUAAACAAACAGAACUAACCAAACCCGCCAAAAUGAAAGCAAACGUUCUUUUAAGAUAAUGUGAGAAAAAAAAAAAGUUAAAAAAUGAACUUAAAAGACGAAAAGCAAAUCGACUGAGCAUUGUACGGGAGGAGACGAUUAGUAAUCAAUCCUAGUUCAGUUAUGGGCGCUUAUGUACAUAUUAUUUUGAAGGUUUCUGACCUUUUUAAGAAGGAGAAUUUGACUACGAAAUACAGCAUCGUGGAUAAGCAUGUUCUGGGUCACCCAACUUACACGUCAUUGUAUAUCAGAAUUGUGACAACAUGAAAUAAUGUACGAAAUUGGAAAUAAAAAUGAUUCUAAA